UGUGUGUGUGUGUGUGUGUGUGUGUGUGUGUCUGUGUGUGUGUGUGUGUGUGUGUGUGUGUGUGUGUGUGUGUGUGUGUGUGUGUGUGUGUGUGUGUGCGUAUAAAUAAUAUAUUUAGUAAAAAGAAAGUUAUGCGUCAAAAAUACUCAAUUAGUUCAGUUUAUAAUUAUCAGGAGUUUAUUAGAGAUUCUGAUUCUAUUUGGGGUAAAUUUUCUGCUACAAAACUUUGUUUUAGUAAACUAUGAAUAUUUCUGUUUACAGUAAAAGUUUCUAAAUGUUUUUUCUAUUGAAUGUGAAGGCUCUGCGGGGUGUUGUAUUGUUAAACGUAGCACACGCGAAACAGAGAGAAGUGGUGGGUGGAUGUGAAACACACACCAAAGUGGAAAAACCCUGUUGGCCAUCACUCAUGCCUUCAUUAUUUCUAGUAAAUCAGCUGUUUGUCUUUCCCCAUUUGUCCUUCUUUCUGUGCUCCUCGGUGUAAACAACCGCUGAUCUACAAGCCUGUUGUGAUGAUAAACAGCUGAUCUCCGUCGGCAUGGAUCUACUCUGGGUCCUGCUUUGGUCUGUUGUCUCUGAUGUGGCCUUUUCUUCUUCUCUGGGCCCCUGCGGUGUUCAACAGAGCCACAGCUCACAGAGCGCGUCUUCUUUGCUGAAAUCCUUACGAUGCUACAACGACUACAAGUCCCACGUGGAGUGUGACUGGGAGAAGCAGGAAAACUCAGCAGCUCUGCAGGUCUGGAUCCAGACAGAAUCCACCAGAGGGAUGUGUGCUCCCACCGAUGCUUCACAUUCAGUUGGAGAUGGGAGAGCCCGCUGCAGAUAUGACACCCAACUGUUCGCUGUUGCCAUCAGUCAUACGGUCUUCUUCCUGGACAAUGAGACGAAGAGCCUCUGCUCUUUCAAUCAGAACAAGUUCCAGGAUCUGGUUCUUCACCUGAGAGCUCGCCCACCUGUGAAUCUGUCCCGGUCUGAGGAAGGUGACGGAGGCUGGACGCUGCAGUGGUCCAGCCCGUAUCCCCCCUCCUCCCUCGUGAACCUGACAUACCAGCUGAGCUACAGGAUGCAGACCCAGAACAUCUGGACUACUGAGACCGUCACAAGCACCAGCGUGAAACUGGAAAGGCAAACGUUGCUUCCUGGCCACUUGUACGAAGCCAGGGUGAGAACCUGGGCCGGUUUGAGUCAGUGGAGCAAAUGGAGUCCUGUGGUGACUUGGCUGACUAGAGAAGACUUGGUUCGGGCUCCCUCUCUGGACUGUGUGCUGGACGGGCUAAAUCUAGUGACAUGCAGCUGGGAGGUGAGCCCAGAGCUGGAUCACCUCAUCACCUACCAGCUGACCUGUCGACAAAAUCACACGGCACGGCGUGAGAGAUGCUGCAGGAACCUGACUGUGAGUGCUGAGCCCGGUGGGACAGCUGUUAGCUACAGCUGCUCGAUGACUGUCGCAGACCCACGACAUCUGCAGCUAAACCUCCAGCCAGCACGCAAUGCCAAGAUCUUUAAAGCCCACCAAAACAUUCAGCCCAACCCGCCGCAGCAGGUGACGGUGAAAGAGGAAGACAGCAACUGGACGGUGGAGUGGACUGAACCGGAUAAACCAAACGAACCAGUGAAGUUGUGCUAUCAGGUCGUGUAUUACAGGAUGGAUGAUCAGAGCUCUUUAACCUGGCUGAACAUUUCAGCCAUCACCAGGUCUGUCACCGUCCUGGGAUCGUCCCUCGUGCCUCUCCAGGACUAUCAGGUCAAAGUGAGGUCACUAGUUGACCCAAAAAGCAACUCCUACAAAGGAAUCCCUUCAAAAUGGACGGAGCCAGUGAACUUCAGCCCAAGUGAAGCUACCUCGUUGCUCUUUCAUAUCACCUACUUCUUCAUUGGCGUGGUUGUGGCUGCAGUGUUCCUGACUGUAUACUGCUUGGUUCCAUCCUGUCAGAGGAAACUGAUGUUGUGGGUGGAAUCAGUUCCUUCUCCGAGGAAAAGCAAGAGCCUGUCUGAGAUCAAGGUGAGGCUGACUGACAUGUUUGGAAUGGUUCGUGACUUUAGAGUCUUUCAUUUAACGAUGCACUUCAUUUUUUCAUCAUGCGUUGUUCUGAUCCAGUCUGUCCCCUCCUCGACCCUGAUGCAGAACGAGAAGACGUCCAUUUGCAAAGUGUGGCGCCUGGACAGCUUAUCCACAUGCAGCUCAGAGGUUUUACUGUGGGAAUCUCAGGUCACCCAAACAAAAUGUGUGGGUCCCAAUUCCCGAUCCUGGGGCUGUGGAAACCUGACGCCCCUGGUGGGGAAGGUUAACUGUUCUGACACACUGUCGAUGAGCUUCAUCUGUCAGGCGUCAGAUUCUGGGUCCAUGCUCAGGAACGCCCAACAAGAGGAAAAAGACUACGAACCUCCAACAGAGGAAGUCCCUCUGUCUCCCUUUCUGGGCUCGUCUCUUUAUGGUAAAGAUUACGUUUGCCUCCCAAGCCGUGUCAUGUCCAGGUCCACACAGGAGCUCACAGCCCACAGCAAGUGUGGGGGUGCUGAGCAGAGCCAACGCCGCCCAGAAACCAAACCGAGGUCCGUUGGAUUGGAUGACCCAUGCACCCCGAGGGAUCCCGCUACCGGGAGUCAUCCGUCAGCUCACACAUCAGGAUCCUUCUGCUCCUGGCCUCAAGCGGGCGCCAGUCAGACGUCAGAUUACUGCCACCUCCCUGCAGCUAAAUGACCAGAGGCUCAGGAACGACUCAGAACUGAAUAAACUUUAUUUCAAGCUGCUUUAAGCUCAUCAAGCAAAGCUUCUAAAGACUGUGGGUCAGUGUCUGAUUGGCUGCUGGUGCCCCAUUACAGCGCUGGCACAAACACACAAGAGACACAAAUUCAUCCUUCUUCUCCCUGAAUCUGAGGGACAUAUCAGAUGGUUCGUGGCCGUGCACAUCCCAACAUCCAUUGGGUUACGUACAUACAAUGAUUGUUUUUGCCUGUAAAAGUCCUGAAUCAACCAAUGUUGAGUCGAGGUUCUUUGGGUAGGUAUCCAGUAAACCUGCCCUGAUGUCUGAAAUCAUGAUAGCUACCAUGUAGGUCUGGAGUUUAAGACAGUCCAAGUUAAACAAGAUCUCGUUACAUUCGGAGCACUUAAAACAAACGUGGAGCAUCAGAGGACCAAUUCAUUGUUUUCUCACUGAAGACUUGUAGUGAAACCUGUUGUAAACUUGCCAGUUCCCACUCUGUUGUUUCGUUUAUUUCAUUCAAUCAAUCAAAUAAAAGUUACAUUAAAACAAUUCAUGUUCACAAAUAAUCAUAAAUGAAAAGGAGCAGAAAGAAACAAAAUCUUACAAUAUCUGCCCCCUUUUCACAUCAACAUUAGCUGUUCAGCUCAAAGAAUUUCGUUCAUCUAACCCCCACCCCCACCCAAAACAAGUCAGUCAGCCUACUUAAGGUCUCAUUACUUCAUCACCAUUUAGACUGUUUUAUUUCGCUGUUGAGUCUAUUUCAUAAACAGACACCUUUAACUGAGAUACAUCUUUCCAUUUUCGGAGUCUUGGUUUUUUUUAAAAAUAUCAGUUCCUUUUAGAUUGUGUGCCGGCUUGUUCACAUACAUGAGAGACACGAGCGUUCCUUUUACUGAUGUUUAAUGCGGUCUUGCAUCUUCUUAACCUUUACACCACAUGAACACCGUAGAACUAAUGAAAAAGCAUAAAUCAUGUACAAAUUAACAAGUUAGCUGCCUUAAGUUUGCUAACAUGCAGAGUUUAUAAAUAAAGAAUAAACAUACCACUUUGGCCUGCUAGAAGACAAACCGGUAGACUUGAAAACACUUUACCUUCUUCUCAAAUGUUCUAAUUGGCACAAAUUGUCCGUGCAAUAAAAUCUCCGAAGCUUCGAGAGACAGGAAGUGACGUCACAGCACUCUUAAACACACCUUAUUAAAAUAAACCAAUUCAAAAUUACUCAAAUAUCAAAAAUUAUUGAUUCUGUGCACCUGUAAAUGCUACGAAAUGUAUUGAAAACAUGGAAAAUAAUACUUUAAAUAAACAUGUUGACUAAACUUUCUAGGGCAUUAACAAAAUCACAGUGCCAUCUUGUGGUGAAACUUUGAACAAAAAAGUUGCUUAAACUGCAUUUACAGAUUGUAAUUACUUUCUCUUUUUCCAAAUUUCUUUUGCAUAUUUAUUAGUAGACUUUCUUUUUUGUGUUUUUGUACAUAAGUUUUAAUAAAUUAUAUUCUACUCGUUUGUCAAAUUUCA
Messenger RNA from Nothobranchius furzeri (turquoise killifish), 4217 nucleotides. The record is from RefSeq and is a predicted model, not a curated record. Lineage: Eukaryota; Metazoa; Chordata; Actinopteri; Cyprinodontiformes; Nothobranchiidae.